AUGAAGUACAGAUUCUGCUACCCACUCCUGAUCCCCAUCCGGCUCUUAAUAUGCCUCAUAGCCCUCUCCAACAUAAUCUGCAUCUUCAUCGGGAAACGCCUCUCCAAAGACACUCCACCUCCUUCCGCACCUCCCGAAUACUCCCCGCCUCCAAACACAACCUCCUACCCCGAAGACGUCAACUACGACAACACAGCCGCCACCGAAAAGUUCUUCCCAGACUCUGAACAACUCGGUUUCAACAUCUGUCUCCUCGCCGCAACCCUCUACAUGCUCUACAAACCUGGUACACGGUUCUGGUGGUUGACUUCGAAUUUUAGGUUGACGAUCUUGUCCUGGGGGUUUGCGAUUGCUGGAGUGUAUUAUUCGUUGACGCAGUAUAUCCGGAUCGUGCCUGUUAAUGGUGGUUGUGAGGCUGAGUUCUUUCGGUAUACGAGGAUGAGGUGUUGGAUGCAAUUGGGGAUUUCUGCGAGUCAGACUGGGUGGGCGGUUUUGUUGGUUUGGGAGAGUUUUGUGAUGGUCAAGCAGAAGAAUGAUCGAAAGUGGAAUGAGCAGAGGGCGGAUGAGGAGGUGCAGGAGGCUGUUAUGUAUCAGCCGGAUCUGACCGCUCUUCCUGUGGGAGGAGCAGCAGCAGGAAUAGGAAGUGAUAGUCUGGAGUAUGAUGACAGGUCGGUGGAUGAACUGGAGUUGGCUACUAGGACUGGAGCAGGAACAGGAGUAGGAACAGGAACAGGAGCAGGAUCUGACACGAUCGAUCACGGCUAUCUAGGAGGAGUAGGAAGACGAGCAGAGGCAGAAGAGGCUCUCCCAGAAUACGCUAGCAGGAGACCCAGGGGGCAACCUCUGAUCGUCGACGUCACCCACCCGCCACGACGGCUUGCUGGCGCCGUCGCUCGAAGGAUGCAAUCCGAGUCUGCUACCCACACCGUGACGACCACCGCUAGUGGUGCUCCUCUACCUUCAGUGAAUGCUUCGGAACCAGGAUCUCAGGAACCAGGCGCCACAGCUACUUCUGCCACUACUGUUGACACUGCGACUCUCCCUCCUCCUCCGAUUUACACCCCAUAG
Linnemannia hyalina is the source of this 1068-nucleotide messenger RNA. NCBI's taxonomy places the organism in Eukaryota, Fungi, Mortierellomycota, Mortierellomycetes, Mortierellales, Mortierellaceae. The record is from the annotation of a GenBank genome assembly.